Messenger RNA from Fusarium redolens, 1632 nucleotides. RefSeq lists its product as uncharacterized. The transcript has 6 exons. Gene Ontology annotation, biological process: carbohydrate transport; transmembrane transport. Lineage: Eukaryota; Fungi; Ascomycota; Sordariomycetes; Hypocreales; Nectriaceae. Gene Ontology annotation, cellular component: membrane. The record is from RefSeq and is a predicted model, not a curated record. Bases 1 to 1632 code for a protein of 543 amino acids. Gene Ontology annotation, molecular function: carbohydrate:proton symporter activity.
AUGGCGACGAAUGAUCUGGACGAAAACCUCGGGCGUGAUCCAGACUCUAUGAUCUUGCACAGGGCUCAUUUUACCCACGAGGGCCUACUCGUCGGCUAUGAUUUCGGCUGCAUCAAUGGACUUCUGCGGUUCGAAUCCUUCAUUGACGCAAUUGAGGGCCGUGGGACUGUAAAAUCUAUUACCGGUGGUGCUCUUGGCGAUCGACUGGGUCGUAAGUGGCUCAUCCAGCUUAGCUGUGCUGUCUACGUCUCGGGCGUCUUCCUACAAAUGUUGUUUGAUUUAUAUGACACUGCCUUCAUAUUGGUCCUUAUCGGCCGCCUGAUUGGUGGGAUCGGCACCGGCCUCAACUCCGUUGGGACUGUGCUAUACAUGACAGAAACAAAUAUGUUCAACUUGAAACGCAACUCACCAUUGCGUAGUGAAAGACUUCUACUCGCAUGUCAUUCUUCCCUCCGAGGGUUCUCGCUUGCCGCAUAUCAGGGAUGUGUUGCUUUGGGCCUACUGAUAGCCGCCCUAAAUGUCUAUGCAGUCGAUAAGCGUACCGACAUAUCUGCCUACAGAUGGCUUGUUGGGUGUCAAUUUAUCUGGCCUGCAGUUUUGGCCAUAGCCGUUUCCAUGAUUCCCGAAUCGCCACGUCAUUUGGUAAACAUAGGUCGCAAUGAAGAGGCCUACAGAGCUUUAAUUCGCCUGCGGGCUCCACGGUCGCGGGACAAGUCAGAUAUUCGACGCGUGCAGAUGGAACUGAGUGAAAUCUAUCUCAGCCACGAGGUUGGCUUAGGUCCGGAGAAAGUCGCUUUUCGAAAAGUUGCAAAGGAAUGGCUUGGCACCCGUUCAGCCAACUUAGUGAUCCAUCCGUUGACUGUCAGUGUCCUUCUACAUACUAUGUAUCAGUGCACAGGCGUAAGCUUCAUCACAUUCUCAACAACCUCGCUCAUUGGAACCGAUGAAGCUCUGGGUGACCCACUUGUGAUCGCCCUUGUUCUUUCCAUUGUCCAGCUUUGUGGCACACCUGUGUACAUGUGGUCAUUCAAGAAGCUGGGUCAACGAUGGACGCUUAUUGUUAGCGCAUUGGCUAUCUCGGCAUGCCAUCUUCUCACUGCCAUUACCGGUAUGACAGCUAGUGUCACUAACAAAGGCUUGGUGGUCGGUCGUGUCCAGCUCUUCCUCGUUUCCCUGUUCGUCUUCCUGGUCGCAUCAAGCUGGGUCCCUGCAGUAUGGAUCAUUAUUGGCGAAAUUCCUUCCACCGCCACGAGAUCCCGUGACAUUGGGAUUUCCGCGGGAGUUCACUGGCUAUGGACCGGCGUUAUUUCCGCCACCACGCCGUAUCUUGUUGAGGUUGAGUGGCUCAGGCGGUCUGGUAUCUUUUUGAUAUUCGCAUGCCUGUGUCUAUGUAGCUCGUUGUUUGUGUACUUUCUUGUCCCUGAGACGAGUAAACUAUUCCUUGAGUAUAUCGAGGUGAUCAUUCGAGAAUCGGAUCCCCGCACUACACAAGAGUGGAAGCCUGAUGGUACUUUCGGUUGGCGGAGAGAUCUUAGGACUGAAGUGCAGUAUUGCCGAGUGCCCAGAAUCCGGAAAAGCUGGCAAUCACACACAAAGGAAAAUGCAAGUGACAUGGCAGAGCAGGGGAAGUGA